Cylicocyclus nassatus is the source of this 1530-nucleotide messenger RNA. The record is from the annotation of a GenBank genome assembly. Lineage: Eukaryota; Metazoa; Nematoda; Chromadorea; Rhabditida; Strongylidae.
AUGGAUGAUACAAAGAAAAUUGAUAUGGAUUCUUGUCCACCUAUGUACGUCAAUGUUCUUGAAUAUGCUAAUAAGAAUAAUGGCGACUUUGGCGACCGUCUUGCUGACAGAAUGGGUGUCAGCAAUAUCACAAUCAAAAAUAAUAUGGCAGAUGAAAAUACAAACAUUCCUAAAACGCCAGGUCUUGGCGCUUCGGCUAUCUCAGGUGCUAUCGGUGGAGUUACGGCACUUGCACAGACCGCCUUGCAGAACAAAUACAACGAACAGGCUCGUAAACAACAGCGAGAAGAUGAACAGGCUAUACACGACCGCAAUCGUCGCGAGUUCCUUGCAGACCGUCAACACGAUGAGGUUUACAACAGUCCCUCUAUGCAACGUUUCAGGCGUAUUCUUGCAGGUCUAAAUCCUAACGAUGCUACUUACGACCCUGUUGCAACUGAUUCGGCAGGUAAUUCGCCUACUGAGGAGAUUGCCAAUUUGUCAAAUCUUGGUGCUAAAGCGCCUGACUCUCUGGCAGGUGCUUUGUCAGUUGGUCAGACUAUGGCAGACAUUGAACAGAAGAAGUCCCAGGCACGAGCCAAUAACGCUGAGGCUACCAAUACUGAACAGAAAGUAUCUGUAUUUGGUCAGGAGUUUGAGCUAAGUAAGGCUGAGAGUCUUGCUCGCACUUCUCAACUCUACGCUUCUGCGAGUGAACUUUAUAAUAUGAUACCUAACAUUCAGGCAGAUACAGAGUAUAAGAAACAUAUGUCGCGUAAUAUGAAAGUUACUGCUGAUGUUUCUGAGGUGCUUGAAAGUUGCCGUAUUCGAACUGAACUUUUACAGGAAAAGUAUCAGGGUCUUAUGAACGAUGAGGUUUCUGCGCGUAUUGACGUACUUCGUAAACAGUUUGAACAAAUGGAUGAUUAUCUUUCAUUAGAGAAGUUCAAUGCUCAGACCGCACGUAUUGACGCUAACGCUCACGACAGGAGUUCUUAUUAUAAUAGCCUCCUUACUGACGCUGAGUACAGUUACUUUAUGGAUUCUUACAAUAGUAGGCUUGAUAUGCUUAGUAACGAACUCACUCAGUCUAAUAUCACUACUGAAAAUCUUUCUAAGAUUACAGGGUUGUCAAUUGAUAAGUUGCAGGCUGAAAUUGACGGACUUGUCAAGGAUUUAGAUGUUAAGGAUGCUGAUAUCAAUCAGAAAGAGGCAAUCGCAAAGGCUAUGAUUAUGAAUGCCUAUACCAACACUAUUUGUCAGCCUAUAUCAACCCUUUCAGGCGCUGUCCGUGAUGCGGCGUACGCUUAUGGUCAGUUUAGCACAGGUGGUCUUGCUGGUGGUCUUACUCCUCAGUCGCCUGUAAAUGAUUUCCAGCCUACGGGUACGUAUAUGGAUGCUAUGGCACCUGAUUUUCCUUAUCAGCAUUACAGUUGGCAGAGAAGUCCUACUGUCGUCAAUUCGUCAGGUCAGGUCAAUCCUCGUGCCUAUACUCGUGGCGCUCGUAAACCUCCUGUCCCGUCAGAUGAGUAUGGUAAUUGGCACAGAUAA